AUGGCCGAAGCUGGCAAGGUCAAGCCAUCUUGCCCGGAAGCAUGCACUUGCAUCUUCCAACCUGUACUCGUCGACAAGCUCGAUCACGGUGAUGACAACGCUCCUGCCCGUGUCUAUCCAUCUGAUGAUCUUCAUCAACGAUAUCGGAUCACUACUGAUAUCAGGCCCCUGAACCACCUUUCACUGCGGACAGACAGCAAUGGUCGCUUCGUCUAUUACCCGCAAUCUGUGGUACGAGAUCUUCCUCCCACUUCUGAUGUUACCUCUAAACAAUAUCAGUCGUCGGCCAUCGAUCAACUCCGUCGCACGGAUAUUAACCACUGCAACUUCUGGUGUCGGUUGGAUCUGGUGGAUGCUUUCGGCUGUGCUCGAAUUCAUCCCACUCUGAUGACAAAGAUAGCGACCACUAGCGUCGACCCUAUCACUGGCAAAGAGCAC
Perkinsus marinus ATCC 50983 is the source of this 438-nucleotide messenger RNA. RefSeq lists its product as hypothetical. The transcript has a single exon. NCBI's taxonomy places the organism in Eukaryota, Perkinsozoa, Perkinsida, Perkinsidae. The record is from RefSeq and is a predicted model, not a curated record. The annotation marks the transcript as partial.